Molecule: messenger RNA, 2369 nt
Organism: Vitrella brassicaformis
Lineage: Eukaryota; Vitrellaceae
Source: the annotation of a GenBank genome assembly
CUCCGCCACAUCUUUCAGCCAUCCAUCCAUUUGUCUUUUUCUCUCUUUCGACCACCUUCUCCCCUUCUCACCACCACGCAAUCAAGUGAAGGCACAGGGAUGCGAUGGCGUCCUUUUGUCUCUCGCUCAGCUCUCAAUAGUAGUCGUAGUAGUCGCCUUCGUCCUCCUCGGUUUCAUCCUCCCCUCCCUCAGGGGCGACAGCGGGUCGAACCGCGGACAGUGGCGGCAUGACAUGAGGGGCGACAGCGGGUCGAACCGCGGUCAUUCCCGGAAUGGCAAUCCCACCUUUGGGGGGUGGUCGGUGCGGCGCUGCUGCUGGUUGACGCGUCUCGACAGCCUUCUUUUUGGUCUCGACGGCCUUCUGUGUGGUUUUCUUGGCUUUGGGCUUCUCCUCGGGCGGCUGUUUCUGUGUCUUGGGUGUGUCUUGGGGGCCCAGGUACUUGGUCAGCACGUACAGAAUCUUGGGCACACUCGUGUAUCUGCACACAUACAGAGAGAGAGAGAGAGAGAUAUCUAUUGGUCAUGUCGACGCAGGGCAAACAAAGCAGACACCCUUUUGACCGACUGAUUGACUAAGUUCUCACACACUUGAUCUCGGCGAUGUUUCCCGGGACGGCCUUCUUGGGUGUGCGGCCGACCGCUUCGAAGGCGUCUUGGAAGUGCUUGACGUCUUCGGCGGACGUCAGGGGGCGGCAGCGGAUGUGUCCCAUCUCUUUCCGCAGCUCCGUGGUGCAGGGGGGGCACUUCCUGACGUCAGUGCACUUGGCUCCGGAGUCCGGAUGCCGGGCGACCUUCGCAGCCAUGUGCAUGCACUGACACAGAGCGUGCAGAGAGAGAGACACCGAAAAUGGCGCGUGCGUGAGUGAGUGCCGCCUCUCUGCCUUGCCCACAGCUGACUGUCACACUCAUUGUUGUGAGUCACCCUUCCGGCUGUCCAGCAGCUGUUGACGCCUUGCUUGGUUUUGGCGGCCGCCCCCUUGCCCUUGGCCGCUUCAACGAGCUUCAGUGAGUAAAAGUAGCUGUAGUCGCUGUUGAAGAGCGUCUUGCACAUGACCCUGCAGUCCUUUUUCUUGAACGAGCUGCCGACUCCCGUCCGCGGCGCUUUGCCCUCUUGAACGGGCCUGAAGGUUGGGACCAUGAUGCAGUGGCGAUCUUCCAGGGGCACGGUUUUGAUGGGCGCCUGAAAGUCCUUGUCGCCGCCCUUGACUCUCUUUUCUUUUGCGUCUACGCACACACAACACCUGGUAGAAACACACGCAUACACCAACCGAGAGACACAGACAGACAGACAGACAGACAGAGAGAGAGACAGAGAGCAGAGAGACAGACAGAGAGAUAGACAGACAGACAGAGAGAGAGACAGAGAGAGCGUUCGUGUACUUCUGCGGCAUGCCUGGCUCGUAUCGUUUCUUCCUUACUGGGGGAAUGGCUCCCCGGACUUUUUCCACACCCUGGCGGUGUCCUGCAUGAGCUGGGUGGCCUUGUAGUCCGUGUACUUCAUCGCCUUGAUCAGAUCGCUGUUGGCGGGUUCCUUAGCGGGGAUUUCUUUUUGGUGCCGCUCGUUCCGCUCCUCCUCGGUCUCGGUCUCCUCCUCGGUCUCGUACCCCGGUGAGCUGGCGUCACGGAUGUGAUACUCCCACCCGACGAAGUCGUCCGUAUCGUCGUACUCGACCUCCGGGUCUUCGGGGGAAGAGGGGUCUCCUCUAAAGUAGAAAUCCCCGGCAGCCUUGGGCUGCUUCCUGUACGGCGUCACGGGGGGCUCCUUGCCCUCGUCUUCGUCAUUUUCGUAUUCGCCUUCGUCGUCCGAAUACUCAGCCUCAGUCUCAGUUUCAGUCUCAGUCUCAGUCUCAUUGUCGUAUGGGCCGUCCGUGGGCUGGUUCCAGCUGCAGAGAGCCAGAGAGCCAGACAGCGAGACAGCGAGACAGCGAGACAGACAGACAGCCAAAGGGCAGUCGUGUCGACUUCGCGGUGGGCGAGUCUCUGUCUGUCUUGCCUGUCGUCGAAGAGGGCGCAAGAGUGGUUGGCAGACUGAGAGAGGUGACCGUCCCGCUCAAGCCUGCACACGCAUGAAUCAAUGCAAUUGCAUCGAUGUGGGUGUCUCUCCGACUCACUGGAUGUCGUGUGCAAGAGCCAGGCUGGCCACCACCACCACCACCAGCAGCAGCAGCGGCAGCAGCGGGGCCGCUGAUUUCGCCAUCAGUCCGGGAAGAAGAGAGAGUCAGAGCAACAGUGAGAUCUGGUGGGUGAGGGGUGAGAUGCCUCGAGCGAUGUGGUCCUUAGACACUGCAGAGCAACGCCGUUUCCUCUGAUCAAGCACACAUUCACGUCAGGAUCUCAUGAGGAUUGUCGCACAGGGAGCCCAACGCAAC